GCCCACCAAAUUUGAAAGCACAGUACAAACGUGUGAGUUUUCGAUCGCAAGAAACCGCCACACAAGGGUUGUUGCUUGAGCACUCUCGAGGAACGACAUGGCAGCAAAAACAAGCAGUAAAAUCGGGGAGAAGUUGCGGGCAUGGAGACAGGAAAAAGGCCGUACUCCAAUGAAAAGGCUUUCGUACGUUGUCGAGUGUGCUGCCCGCCCCCAGACACCAGCUACCACACACUCCCUCGGUCUUGGCUCCAAGCACGCCAAACAGCCAAUGGCGUCACUCAGAGCUCCAGCAACACCUCAUCCGGUCAAGAAGGGACCCUCCUACGUGGAAAACCGUCCACCAAAGAACAGGGAGGGACCUAGGCCACACCCACACACGGCACAGAGAGGACGUAGCUUGACAAAGUUUGAGCUUGCACAGACGAGAAGGAAGAUGUUGGAAGAAUGGCGAGCAAAAAACGGGAAAACUCUAAAGCGACCUCCACUUUUCCUGAAGCCAGCAAAUCGAAAUGAAAAGCCAGCUCGGGCGAGUGAAACGAAGACACACUAUUGGAGGAUUUGGAGGAGGAGGUGGAGGAGAGAAGGGGGGAGUAGUGGGGUUGAGACCAGGGGGAAGGACAGAGAGAGAUAUCUUGAAGGAGAGGCUUCAGCGGGAGAUUGCAGAGGACUAUGCAGUCGAUAUGGAGGAGGGAGAGGGAGAAAGAGAGGCAGGGGGGGAGGUGGAGCUUCACACCCUCACAAGCGAGAGCGAAGAUGAGAAGAAAGAGGAGACUAUUCCAGACAACUGUGAUGGCUUCAAGUCAAGAAGAGUUCGCUUCAUGCUUUCAGAGCCGCGGAGACGAAGGUCUUGCUUUGCCUCCCUGACCCCCGUCCCCACUCCACGCACACUGUACCUCACUCCAGUCCGCAGGUCAACCAGAGAGGGACGAAACUGCGACGGACCCGGAAUGAAACUCGACGCCGAACGCUGCUUCGAUUCCCCGAGCGAAGUGAGCAAGCAGCUGGACUUUGACGACUUUCACAUCAUCACAAACAACGUGCUUCAGUGAUUUAAACUGUCACACAAGAAGCCCCUUUCUUCAUACUAACACUCAUACCAACAUGUGCUAUAGUUGUGGUGUCCCGUCAAACAGCUAACUAUUACAUGUAGUGAAAGCCCUCCUUAAGAUGUAUUACACACUCAUGUGCUCUAUUCAUCACUGCCGUGUAUAAUGUGUCUUUCUGUAGCCCUCGGUAACAGUAGCCCACAAAGGGUGAGUUUUCAGACGCCGCGUGUGAGGGAGAUGUGUGGGGAGAGCCUGAGAAGAUAGCAUUCAGUGCAAUUCAGAGUCCCUCACCUGUUCAAUACCGCCCUCGCCUAAUGUAUACAUACAUACACCCACACAACACACUCAGAGAAAGGGCCUCGAAUGGUAGGAGACAGAGAAAUGGGUCAAUCCUUUCACGAGAGGUGUAAAUAAGGCCUGACUACAGGUAUACGGGACACUUUCUUGAAUGGCAUGAUAAGCAAUCUGCGAAAUUGUAGUUUCUACUGAAUCACAGAUUUUGAAAAUGUUCGGUACAUUAACACGUCUGUAAGGUUCUUAGCACUGAGUGUGGUCGGCGUAUUGCACAUUCAGUUACUUACUCACGUUCUCUAUAUGCCAAUACAGUACAACCAUAUCGUGGGAACUACUAAUAAAAAUACAGCAUGUGUUUAGCCCCA
Molecule: messenger RNA, 1705 nt
Organism: Geodia barretti
Lineage: Eukaryota; Metazoa; Porifera; Demospongiae; Tetractinellida; Geodiidae
Source: the annotation of a GenBank genome assembly